AUGCCAGUCUCGACCGAGCCCGCUUCCACUACGUCGGCCUCACCUACGACUGUCAUCAUGCAGUCCAACCCAAUCCAGCCUGCUCUUCUACCCGAUCCGCAGCAAGGUGAGCAGGCCAUAGUCGCCUGGCUCGCAAAGCUCAGUGACUUUUGCCACAACCGUCUGCCGGAGCAUCAGCACGAGGAGCGGCCCGAAACGAGCUUUUAUACGUUCUCCAGCAAAGAGGCCGAUGCCAUCAAGCUCCUGCUCGCUUCCUUGAACUGUGACGGAGACAGUAAAGCCGACAAGCGUGUCAUCAAAUGGUAUCCAAACUACGGGUGCUUCCUCAUCCGGGAGCGUCGUGACGGCGUCGUCGUCCUGUUGACGCUCGUCAGCCUCGACGGAUGGACCCUUGAGAGCUCGACCGGUGGUAGUGCUGCCCGUUCCCUCUCCGAAGCUGCAGCAGGUACAUUCAGUCUCAUGUCCUGCGGCCUGGUGCCGGCCGGAAUCGUCACCAACUUGUUGAGUCAAGUCGAUACGUUGCUUAGCAACGCUCACAGUUCUCAAUCGGAGUUGGGCAAGCAUCUGAGCAAAAUCCCUCGCUUCUCUCCCUCCGUGGUUCAUCUUGCCAUCAAGAUCGCGAUCGUGAAGGAAGGUAAAAUCUCCGACAACGAACCGACCUACCAAGGCGGAACCACGGACAUUGGCAAGACCCCAGAUCACCGCCCAAGUCGCGAGACAGCUUUCCCGUUGGUGUAUGUUGCCUGCAUCAACAUCGUUAAAAACGUAAUCUUGGCACAGCGCGUCUUUUUCCAUAUUCAUAUCCACGAUAUCGACCAAGAGAUCGGCGCAAUCGAGGGCCGUCCCGAAACCGGAGCGCUUCGCAGCAGCGUCGACCGUAUCUUCCAUGCCCUCGAGCGAGUUGCCGAGACUCUCUUUGAUUAUCAGCAGCUCGGGCUCGAUAUCAAGCCCGGAGUCGACCGUGUGUCGGCCAUGCGCGGCAGACUCGAUGCCGUAAUGGACUCGUUUGGAAAGACUCUCGAAGCACGCUACAAAUUCGAUGUUCAGUCUCUCGUGUCCAUCACCAAGCAGCCGGAGCUCCGGAACUUUCAAACCAUCACGCGCGCCGUCGCCGACGACGACGCUGAUCCCAGGGCCGCCGACCAUGCCGCCAUCGCCCAGGCCGUUCGAAAGCGUGCCCUUGAGGAGAUCGAGGUCAUUACUCCCUUUUACAUGCCCGGGGCCGACCUCCGACGCAUGUUCAGAAAUGUGCUCAGUUGGAUCCAACGAGUCAAGGGCAGCGGCACCUCCAUUUCCUACAUCAUGGCUCACAUUGAGCACUUCAUGAUGGCCCAAGCGAGGCUCCUUAAAGAGCCUGUCGUCCCAGACGAGUGGAUCGAGGAAGAAGGAGAGGCGCUCCGGUCCCUCAUGGAGGAGUACCAAGCUCUCUAUGCCCAGCGCAGCGCCUUGGCCGACUUUGCCCACCUCCUGUUGCCGCGCCAGAGGAGUCUCCGAGUGCUGGUGACCUGGAUUGCAUUUGCAAUGUUCCACAAGGCCGGGCUCCAGAUCUGUCCGCUGCUGUCUGGCUAUGGAGUGGCGAUCGACUACCACGACCUGCGUGUGCUGGUUCUGGACCAAGACCACGCCCUCGAAGCCCUCGCCCUGGUGACGGAGUACCUGCGAAGUCACGACAUCCCGGAGCGACGGGUCUUUUCGACCCGCCAUCGAGACGACCAGGCGAACAACAACGCCUUUGCCGUCGAGUUUUCUCGCACCUCGAAUGAGAUCCAGGCCUUUUGGAAGCACGAGUGCGACCAGGCCAGCCAGCGUGCUGCCCAGCACUAUGAAGAGGUCCGGAAAAAGGUAAACGAGGCCAACCGCAUCCGCGAGAAGAUCACCUCCACCUCCAGUCGGCUGGCCGAGGCCGAGGAGAUACCCUACGGCAUGAGAACCCACAGCGACGACAACCGCAUCUCGAGCUUGAGUGGCAAUCUCUCGCGGCUACGCAGCGACUUGAACGAGACCCUCAAGACCCCCAGGUCGGUCAUCAACCCGUUCCCUUCUCGCGAGGAUCUGGCCUUGCCGAUCAUAUUCAACUAUUUGAUGCCCAGGUAUCUCGUGAGACUUGCCGAAGCCGGGUUCAUUGCUCAAAAUACCUUGCGCCCAGAAAAUAGCCAGAUCUCUGGAGAUAACAGGAACUUGGUUGAGAUGGAGUGCAAAUUGAGCGAUCAUACAAGUUGGACAUACCACACCAACUCUCGCUCCAAUCGGGCCGCCCAUCUCCCGGGUCUGCCGCGCGUCGUCUAUGCUGCAACUUCGACUAUCCAACCUCCCAAGAAAGUCGGUCCGGCCUCGGUCGACUCGAUUCACUCCCCAGGCCAGUGCUCGUGGUUCCCUGAGCAAGAGACGGUUCUCAUGUGGCGCAACGGCAACCCCUUUGGCCUUUCCAGACACAGCAUCACAAUGGGAUUCAUUGAUGGUAUUGGCCGAGACAUGUCCUGCUUCAGCUGGAUGAUCAGCUACCCUGCUGACCCGAAUGCUCAGAAGGAAUGCGCGCGCGGAAACUAUGCGGUCGCCGAGCUUCACAAGCGUCCCGUAUCCUUGGAGAAGCGCUCGUUCCUUGCGAUGGGAGGCUUGCGGUCGUACCCGCACCAGCAAUUCCGCAAGCUGUUCUUGGCCCUGUCGGACCGAGUCAUGCCCUUGGACAACGAGGCCGCCCAAAGGCUCAUUCGUCAGACGAUCUACCAGGUCGGCGAGCUCUCCAACCACAUUGCCCCCCGAAAUGUCUUGGCCGACUAUGUCGAGGAGAUUGCCGAGAAGCCCCGGGACCACCAGAAGAUCUUGAUCCUGGGUGAGAUAUCGGCAUAUCUGUCCAACUUUGACGAUGCCUUCUGCGACCUGUGUCGGCAGUUUGGUUCCAUUGCCGGCGACUGGGCCAACCAAGCCAAAGACAUGUUCGAGUCAGAGACCUCGACUUCGCUGGCUGUGCUGAACGAACACCAGGGCAGAGAGAGCUUGAUGCUCUGCUAUGCGAUCUUGUGCUCGGUCCUUGGCCGGAUCGCCUCGGUGGAUAUCAAGAACUACUGCCGGUGGGUCGUCCGGCUGUAUUACUGCUCCAUCUUUGUGGAGAACGCCAAGGUUGAAAACGCCGCGGCAAUCCGCAAGCUCAAGACGCAGUGUCGAGAGGCUAUCAGCCGCCGACUGCUCGCCAUCAGUGACCUGGUCAAUGCAAGGCGCAACGAAGCCUUGACCUAUGCCGUCCAGGCUGUCCCGGACAGCGUCGCUUGCUUUGAGGCGGCCCACCAGAGGGACCACUACGCCGUCAAUAUCUUCACCGGCCGCGUUGUCCUCAACGGCAAUCCACCCGGGCGACUUCCCAAGGCCGUUCUCAACGACGACCUCUACAGGCGCUCCUUUGGCAACCGCGACUUUGAGGUCGGUGUCGAUGCAACCGGCCAAGUCUAUCGCUCUGUUCGUACCGUCCACGGACGCUUCUAUGCGUUCGAGCUCAUGCAUACGGGGGUUGCAAUUUACGAAAUCAAGCCGGAUCGAUGCUGCGAAGGGCCUGCGGUUGAAGCCAAUGGGUCGGCCGAAUGGAUCGCCCGGCGUGCGGCCAUCAAUGCUCCUCCCGCCGACCAGGUCCUUCAGCUCAUCGACCCCUCAGCGUCAAGGUCAUGGACAACCACGCUGCCGGUUCGCAUGCUCUCAGGCCACAGCUUCUGGCGCCAUCGAGAGUCCGACUCUGUUCUGGCCAGAGGCGUUCCCUUUGAGGACAGAAAUGUGAGCUUCCUGGCCAAGCCAGAGGGUUGCUUCGUUGUUCCAAGACACGACAAGGCAAAGCCGCUCGCCGAGCUCCUGGAGCUUCAUACAGCCUUCGAUAGGCUUAUCAGCCCCCCUGCGAAUGUGUUGCACACCUUGGCCAAGUUUGAAGACCCCAAGUUCAUCCAUGGUCACAUAUCGCCUGACCACCAGACGAUUCGCAUCAUCAUGCCGCGUCCCGGAGUCUCCUUCACGCUGCGUGACGAUGUACUGGUAUCGGACGCAUACAAGGGCUACAAGCUUGCCGAGCAGCAGCAGUUUGGCGAUCUGAUCCCGAGCUUCCAGCAGUACCUGGUGCUCGAGCGCAUGGCCAAGUAUGGCGUGGGGCCUCGGUACAAGUGGAUCGUUCCCCUCGGCGCUGUGUGCAUCGAAGGCGAUGUGGUCCGCAUCCAAGUCGUGGACAAAAGCUUGGGCACCAUCAAUUGCACAGACUUUGAUGAGCACCAUCGAUUUGGGUUGUUGCAGGCCAGCACCAUCAAUUCCCGCAUUCAACUCGCAGCCAUCUUUGCGGCCGCGGGAACUGCCCUGCCCGAGCCGAGGAUCCAUAUGACUGGGGCAGAAUAUGCAGCGAGGCUGCUGCGUGGAUGCAUUACCAACAACCCCCUGACCCGAAGCGAAGUCGCCAUGAUCCAGUCGAUCGUCGACGUUGCCAGACCCUGGCCCUUCUUGGUUCUGCUGUGCGACCACUUGCUCGUUGUCUCGAGCAGGGUCAGCAUGCUUUAUCAAAAGUAUGCGUCCAAAUCCUCCAUCGAUCACGAUGAUCGACCCGCGGGCUACUAUGAGAUCAUUGGGAGAACCUUUGCCCAGGUCCAGGAAGCCCAGACGGCAUACGAACACCAGGUGCGCUCGGCCCGUGUAUACAACACCAUGAGGAGGGCCCUGACCCUGACUGAAUUUGGGUUUGAUCUCCUCGAUGAGCCUCGGCAUCUGACGCCGGCCGCGACCGAGAUUCUCUCGGAGCUGGAGACCAGCUGGACGAGGUACAUGUCGCGCCGCGAUGUCGUUGCCCGAGCCGAGGCCGAUGAGCUCCUCAGGGAGUUUAUUGCCAGUACACUGCUCCCCCAGGUCACCAAACGCCGCGAGGAUGUCGAAGCCUUGGUGUGGUCCCACACCACCCAUCGGGUCUGCCACGGAUCCGUAGUUUUGGAGCUGUGCAAGGCCGUCAAUUGGAUCCCGGCGGCGACAUUGGCGGAUCUGGUGCGGGCUUCGUUCGACAGGGUCACGCUGGAGCGCCUUGCCCCAACCCUCACACCCGAGUCGGUCGACCUGCUCCAGUCCUGGAUCGUUUUCGGCAUGAAGCUCAGUGUCCUCGAAGACAAGCUCAAUCGACUGCUCGUUUGCGACCGAUCCCACCUUGGACAGGAGCUGAUAUAUAUCCAGCACCCCAUCAAGGACUGCAAUCGGAUGUGGCUGGCCUUUGAGGUCGAGCAAGGCAUUCAGAUCCGCCGAGAGCAGUAUCAAAUGGCAAAGCAUUUGAUCGAGAACCCCGGGUCGAUCUCCCAGCUCAACAUGGGCCUCGGUAAAACGCGGGUCAUCGUGCCGAUGAUGAUCCUCUACUGGAGCGCCCACGCCAGGGAGACUCUGAGGGUCUAUGUCCUCAGGGCGCUUCUGUCUGAGGUCCGCAAGUACUUGCACCGGACCCUUUCAGCAAGCUCGGUGUUUUGCAUCGGCAUUGUCCAUCUGCCCUUCCACAGGCGCGUCCAGACGACCCAUGACACCAUCCAGUGCAUGAAGAGUAUCUGGAAA
This is a messenger RNA of Polychytrium aggregatum, 5544 nucleotides long. RefSeq lists its product as uncharacterized. The transcript has 5 exons. Lineage: Eukaryota; Fungi; Chytridiomycota; Chytridiomycetes; Polychytriales. The record is from RefSeq and is a predicted model, not a curated record. The annotation marks the transcript as partial.